AAACAGGAAGUGCCUACGGAGGCCGAGCGGGCGGCGGGGCAGGGGUCGGGCAUGAAGCCGGGCGGAGGCCCGAGCGCGAGCGGCGGCGGCGAUGAGCGACAUUGUGGAGAAGACGCUGACGGCGCUGCCGGGACUUUUCCUGCAGAGCCAGUCCGCUGGCGGGCCCGCGGCCGCGAAGGCGUCCUUCUCUUCGCGGCUGGGCAGCCUCGUCCGCGGCAUCACUGCGCUCACCUCCAAGCACGAGGAAGAGAAAUUAAUCCAGCAGGAAUUGAGUAAUCUGAAAGCAACUGUUUCUGCUCCUACUACAACACUGAAAAUGAUGAAGGAAUGUAUGGUGAGACUUAUAUAUUGUGAAAUGCUUGGAUAUGAUGCUUCCUUUGGCUAUAUACAUGCAAUCAAGUUGGCACAACAAGGAAAUCUUUUAGAAAAAAGAGUAGGUUAUUUGGCUGUUUCUUUAUUUCUACAUGAAAGUCAUGAACUGUUGCUUCUCCUUGUGAAUACAGUUGUAAAGGACUUGCAGAGCACUAACCUGGUAGAAGUAUGUAUGGCACUUACUAUCGUCAGCCAGAUUUUUCCUCAAGAAAUGAUUCCAGCUGUUCUUCCAUUAAUAGAAGAUAAACUUCAACAUUCUAAGGAGAUUAUUCGGAGAAAAGCUGUUCUGGCAUUAUACAAAUUCCAUCUCAUUGCUCCCAGUCAAGUACAGCAUAUUCAUAUUAAGUUUCGGAAAGCACUUUGUGACAGAGAUGUUGGGGUCAUGGCUGCUUCCUUGCACAUAUACCUUAGGAUGAUUAAGGAGAAUUCAUCUGUAUAUAAAGACUUGACUGGGAGUUUUGUAACAAUUUUGAAGCAAGUAGUUGGAGGAAAGCUCCCAGUAGAUUUCAAUUACCACAGUGUGCCAGCACCAUGGUUACAAAUUCAGCUCUUGAGAAUACUAGGACUUCUAGGAAAAGACGAUCCAAGGACAAGUGAAUUAAUGUAUGAUGUUCUUGAUGAAUCCUUACGAAGAGCUGAGUUAAAUCACAACGUCACAUAUGCUAUUCUGUUUGAAUGUGUGCAUACAGUCUAUUCUAUUUAUCCUAAAUCAGAAUUACUUGAGAAGGCUGCCAAGUGCGUUGGAAAAUUUGUUCUAUCACCUAAAAUAAAUCUCAAAUAUUUAGGACUGAAGGCUCUUACCUAUGUUAUCCAACAGGAUCCCACUCUGGCUCUUCAACACCAGAUGACAAUAAUUGAAUGCUUAGACCAUCCUGAUCCUAUUAUUAAAAGAGAGACUCUGGAACUUCUUUACAGAAUUACUAAUGCACAGAAUAUAACUGUGAUUGUCCAGAAAAUGCUUGAGUAUUUACAUCAGAGCAAAGAAGAGUAUAUUAUCGUCAAUUUGGUUGGCAAAAUAGCUGAGCUGGCUGAGAAAUAUGCUCCUGAUAAUGCAUGGUUUAUUCAGACAAUGAAUGCUGUGUUUUCAGUGGGAGGAGAUGUCAUGCAUCCUGAUAUUCCAAAUAACUUUCUGAGACUGCUAGCGGAAGGUUUUGAUGAUGAAACAGAAGACCAACAAUUAAGGCUUUAUGCAGUUCAGUCUUAUCUCACUUUACUAGAUGUGGAAAAUGUGUUCUAUCCACAGAGAUUUCUUCAAGUUAUGAGUUGGGUGUUAGGGGAGUAUUCUUACCUCUUAGAUAAGGAAACGCCAGAGGAAGUUAUAACCAAGCUCUACAAGUUACUUAUGAAUGACUCCGUUUCUUCAGAAACAAAAGCCUGGUUAAUUGCCGCUGUGACCAAGUUGACAGCCAAAGCACACUCCUCUAAAAUAGUUGAGAGAUUAGUCCAGGAAUUUACCAUAUCUUUGGAUACUUGUAUGAGACAACAUGCAUUUGAAUUAAAACAUUUGCAUGAGAAUGUGGAACUUAUGAAGAGCUUGCUUCCAGUUGAUAAGAGUUGUGAAGACAUGGUGGUAGAUGCUUCCUUAUCUUUUCUGGAUGGUUUUGUGGCUGAAGAACUCAGUCAGGGGGCAGCACCUUACAAACCUCCCCACCAACGGCAGGAGGAAAAGCUUUCUCAGGAAAAAGUUCUCAAUUUUGAACCAUAUGGACUCUCCUUUUCUUCAUCUGGCUUCACUGGACGACAAUCUCCAGCUGGCAUUUCUCUUGGUUCAGAUAUAUCUGGGAAUAGUGCAGAGACAGGGCUGAAAGAGACAAAUAGCUUGAAACUAGAAGGUAUAAAGAAAUUGUGGGGGAAAGAGGGCUAUCUUCCCAAGAAGGAAAGCAAAACUGGUGAUGAAACUGAAGCUUCACCUGUACCUCAAGAAAGUAUGAAAAUGGAGAAUGCAGAUCAAACUGUAACAAAAAAGGAUCAAUCUCAAGUCCUCACCCAAUCUAAAGAGGAGAAAGAAAAGCAGCUGUUGGCAUCAUCAUUAUUUGUUGGGCUCGGAUCAGAAAGUACAAUCAAUUUGCUAGGAAAAGCAGAUACUGUCUCUCACAAGUUCAGAAGAAAAGCAAAAGUCAAGGAAAUCAAAAGUGGAGAAACAACCAAUGCUCCUAAUAUGACUUGUUCUGCCUUUAGUUCUUCUCCAAAUGUGACUUAUGAAGAUUAUUAUUUGGAUGAUUUGCAGGAUAGAGGAGACAAAGAAUUAAAGAAAUUUUCUCUCAAUUCAGAACUUUUGGAUUCUGAGUCACUGACAGAAUUGCCCUUGGUUGAAAAACUCUCAAAUUGCAGGCUGGCUCCACCUUCUUUGUUUGCUGAUAAUAACAUGGAAGUUUUUCACCCUCUUCAGUCCACUGCAGCCUCAGUUGCCAGUGAAAUCUCUUUAGUUUCUUCUUUGUUGGAAGAAACUCCUGAACACAUGCAUUCAGAUCUUAUGGAGGUCUGUAAUAAUGAAACCAUAUCAGUGACUUCUUACAAGAUUUGGAAAGAUGAUUGUUUAUUGAUGGUCUGGUCAGUUUCUAAUAAGAGUGGUUCAGAAUUAAAAAGUGCUAACUUAGAAAUUGCUCCUGCAGAAAAUUUCAAGAUCACUGAGCAAGCUGGAUGCUGCUUGCCUAUAACAGAAGCAGAAAACACCAAAGGCUUUCAAUAUAGUGUGCAGAUGGAAAAGCCUUUUACAGAAGAGAGUCUUUCUGGUUUCAUAAAUUAUCAAAUGAUGGAUACUCCUGUUCAGCUUGAAUUUUCAGUAAACUUAUCACUAUUAGAUUUCAUUAGACCUUUAAAAAUCUCAACUGAAGACUUUGGCAAACUCUGGUUAUCCUUCGCCAAUGAUGUAAAGCAAAAUGUAAAGAUGUCAGAAUCUCAAGCCUCUCUGCCUUCUGCCCUAAAGACCCUGCAACAGAAACUAAGACUUCAUGUUGUUGACAUUAUAGGCAAUGAAGGGCUAUUGGCCUGUCAGCUGCUCCCAUGCAUCCCCUGCCUGCUGCAUUUCCGAGUUCACGGUGACAUGUUAGCCUUGUGGUUCAGAUCCUCCUGCUCUACUCUUCCUGACUAUUUACUGUAUCAGUGUCAAAAGGUGAUGGAGGGAUCCUAGCAGAAGUUGUGUUUAUAUUUUACUCCAUCAAAAUGAAUGGUUUACAUAGAUAAACUUAUUUACCAAAGUAAAAAGAACUCAUGGUACUUCUAGUGAAAAUGGGGAUUAUUACAAGUUGUGGUUUUAUGUGUUUUCUUUGUGAUUUUUGAUCAAGAAGGAUCCCCAAGAAACUGUAUCCCUAACCUUUUACUCAGGAUUGUACAGUUUGUUUGGGUCCCAAAAAAGUGACCUAAGCUAAUAUUAUAAACUGCUAAUGAUUUCUAUAUCACUUAGUGUGAGGGACUGAAAAUAUUUAUUUUGUUAUAAAUAAUUUUAUAGCAGAUUUACUCUAGUGCUAGCUGAUUUGUAGUAAAGCCAAGUCUCAGUUCUCUGCAUUAAUGGAGGGGAGACAUGGAAUUGAUAAUCCCAAACCUAAUUCAUAUCUGGCUUUGGAAUGCAGUGUAUGCUUUUUGGUAGGCAAGUCAUUACUUUCAGUUAUGUUGACACUAAGUAUCAGUGUUGAACUAAGUUGGCACAGCACACACUAACAGUUCAAGAGAUCCAGGAGCAUGCUGGAUAUUGGGGAGAUUCAAUCUGUGAUAUGGUCUUUAUUGCAGAUAACUUGUUACACAUAACUGCAGAUAAUUUGGCUACAAAAUUUGUCUGUUUUCCACUUGCAUUUAUUUUUAAAAUUCAAAGUGAAUCACUUAUUUUAUUUUAAAAACUUACUUUAAAAACUUAGAGCCAAUUACAAAAUAUCAUACAGAAACAAAACCCAUAAAAGCACACAGUACUAAUGCAAAUAGAUGUAAAAGGACUUUUUGGUUAUGGCAAGUAUCUUAGUCAGUUACCACUUAAGUCCUUUUGGUAAAUUAAAAUUUGUGAUUAGAGUAUAAAUGGCAAAACUGUCUUUCCUGGCCUUUGAAUCCACUAGUACUCGGUGCAUACAACAGAAACAUAAGUAUACCAUACAGGUUCUUCAGUAAAAUACAUCAUUUUCAUGUGAUAGUUGUGCCCAUAUGGCCUCUGUCAGAACUGUUAUCAGUAGAAGAAGAGGUUAAGCCCAAUAUGAAUGAUGGACCAGAAUCUUGAGAUUGUACAUUAAGGUUAAAAACUGAAAUAGUAUUUUAUAAAACCUUACGGUGCUGUGGAAAAUAUUUAUUAUUUCACUUUUUCUGAUACUUCACCAUGGAGACUAUUCAGGUAAUAUAGUUUUAAGUCAUUGCAGUUAAUACUCUGGUUAAUUGGUACUGUUUAUCACCGAGGUGUAGAAUUCUGGUUUUAGGUUAUCUCGUUAAUCAUAUCUGAUAAAGAUGCUAAGGGGGUUCCCCAGAGCUGAUAGAUUUCAUUAGUCAUUCAUGUCUAGCGUAUUCCUCCCUAAAAACAAAAGCAGUAUUUUUUAAACUAAUUUUUAAGUUAUUCAUUAAAAACAAUGUAAGACCUCAUUAAUUUUAUGCUUUUAAAAACAUACAGUAAAACCUUGCUACAACAGCAAUGAAAAGUGACUGGAAUUUCCUGUGUAGGUUUCUCCUUUUGAAUAGAAGAUCAGAUUCAUCCUCAAGCUCCCAGCAGUGUCAUGGUGACGGGCAUGUGCUGUCUGGGGGGGUGUGCUAGACACUGUGGCUGAACUCAUCAGCUUCCUCUUUCUUCCUACUUCUGUCGGCAGCACCCCCCAUCCCACCUGAUUCUGCUGUUACUCUGACAGAGAUAGGACGUGCCCUCUCACUUUGCGGAGGAAUGCAGCGUGUAGCAGAGGAGGUGCUCCAGUGUUUUGUGUCCUUACUUCCACGUGUUUGCAUGGUUACCGCGCCUGGGUCUAGUGUGGAGCAGUAGAUGUGAGGUGCCCAGCAAGCGGAGGGACAGCUGUCUGGGAGAGAGUACAGUGCGCUGCUGUGCUGCUUUGUUACAAGGCUGCUCCUGAGUGGCAGCAGCCGUUGUCACGAGAGACGUGCUCGGCCUACAGAGCUGUCUCAUGGUGGGAGGUGUGUAAUGGUAGGUUAAGGGGUAGGGCUGGGAGCGUGAUUUUGGGUCUGCCAAAGGGGACACGGGGUCACUUUUGUGCUCUCUGAACCCGCUAAAUAAAAAGUGGGGUAACAGGGUUUCCACUGAAAUGUUUAGUAGAGUGUUUACAAUUUUUAUAUUUUUGUGGUUUUAAAAACAAACAACAAUAAUAGGAAAGAGUAGAUUUUAAAGCACUUCAGAGCAGUAUCUAUACUGCCUAAACUAAGUCAAUGUUUUAAGUUCUAAAUUGGGCAUCACCAACCUUUUCUGCAUUGUAGGAGAUGUGACUAUAAAGUAGGGAGAAUGAUUUUUGUGGGUAGAUCGUCUCUUUACCUUACAGACAUAAUUUAGUCAAGUGAAGGGGCAACCUCUCGAGUGAGAGCUGUGCGGGGAUACUCAGCUGUGUGAGUUCUGUGCCGGGCGUCUUUGCUGGGAGUACAGGUGGCAGCAAGUGGGGAUCUAGGGGAGAGUAAAGGGCAGACGGGAAAGCCUUACGAGCAGGUGGAGGAAGAAGGAUCAGGCUCCCACCAGAAUAGUCCCUGUGGAGGCAGGCAGAUCAGGCUCAGGGGAAAGUGGGCUCCAGGGAAGGGUCAUUCUAAGAAACUGCGGAUGGAAGCUGAGCAGCUGUCAGGUGCUAACGUGCCACGCCUGCCAAGCCCAGCACAUGCUCUGCAGAGGAGCACUGUUUGAAACGAGAUUCUACUACCAUCUACCAAAACAGUGGUGGUGAAAAGGCAGUAUUUUAUUUUUUCCUUUGUUUUAUUUCACGUCAAUAAUAUUUUAAAAUAUUGAGCUGUUUGUCUUAUUUUUCACGGAUAAAUGUGGUCUUUUUCUCAUGAUUGAGAGCCACUGAAAGUGCACUGAAGCUAUUCACAUGUCUUUAAGGUGUUUUGCUGUGUUAAAAUUUUAGGAGUGAAAAAUGCAAGUGAAUAACAACUUAACAGGCAUCAAUUACCUUAUUUUGGAGUUGAAUUCUGUAAUUUGAAAAGAUUCAGUUAAACAUGUAAUAAAUACAAAGUGAUCU
Ceratotherium simum simum (southern white rhinoceros) is the source of this 6506-nucleotide messenger RNA. RefSeq names its product adaptor related protein complex 4 subunit epsilon 1 (gene AP4E1). NCBI's taxonomy places the organism in Eukaryota, Metazoa, Chordata, Mammalia, Perissodactyla, Rhinocerotidae. The record is from RefSeq and is a predicted model, not a curated record. Gene Ontology annotation, biological process: intracellular protein transport; vesicle-mediated transport. Gene Ontology annotation, cellular component: AP-4 adaptor complex; membrane coat.